Drosophila suzukii is the source of this 1676-nucleotide messenger RNA. RefSeq names its product SET domain-containing protein 4. Gene Ontology annotation, biological process: peptidyl-lysine monomethylation; peptidyl-lysine trimethylation. NCBI's taxonomy places the organism in Eukaryota, Metazoa, Arthropoda, Insecta, Diptera, Drosophilidae. Gene Ontology annotation, molecular function: protein-lysine N-methyltransferase activity. The record is from RefSeq and is a predicted model, not a curated record.
UGGCCGGACUCCUCCAUCUGACCAAGCAGUGCAGCAUCCACCUACCUGCCCACUUGGGACGCGCGAAAUGCUACACCUUCGCUAAAAGAACGGGAACCCACGUGCAGGCAAGAGUGCAAGCUUAGAGAUAGACCAAAACAGCGCACACACAGACUAGGAUCGGGAAUAAUGGGUCGCACCCAGCGACGCCGGCUCCAGAGGGCCAAGCAAUCUGGAGGGGGUUCUAAUUCCCUGCAGGAACUCUACGUUCACUUGCACUCACUCGGCUGGCAGAACCACACUCAUCUAUCAGCCCAAAACUAUGACCAGACUGGACGAGGAUUGUGCUCUAAACAGGACAGCUUCUCCCCGGAGGACGAGCUCAUUCGGCUGCCCAUUGGCUGCCUCAUCAGCAUAGCCACGCUGGAAUCGGAUGAGGCAUUCAAGAGCCUAUUCAACAAAGAGCUCUUCGACAAGGACUCCAGGAUUUCCUUUCAGGCUCUGGUAGCCUGUUAUCUUCUGUACAGCAAACACCUUUUAGAGUGUUCUCUGGAGACGCUCCACACUUUCUACGCCUCCUAUUUGGACACCAUACCCACUAGCUACUCCACUCCAUAUUUCUGCUCCAUACCCGAGCUGCAGUGCCUGCCGGAAUCUCUGCUAGAGCGAACUGUGGCCCAGAAUCGCCAGAUAAGGGGUUACUUUGAGAUAAUCAAGAGCCUGGUUCUCAACUGCGAUUGCUGUGGAAAGAGCUACGGCCAAGAGAUUUGGACACUCGCACAAUUUAAAUGGGCCUACUUCACCGUGAAUACUAGAAGCGUCUACCUCAGCUCCCGCUUUCUCAAAAAGCAGAGCAGUCACUUCCAGGCCCUCAUCAGUGGCGACACCAACCUGGCAAUGGCUCCCUUCUUGGACCUCUUCAACCACUCCGAUAGUGUGCAAACCACGGCGGAGAUUGAGGGCCAGGAUUACGUCCUCACAUUAAAAUCUCUUCCGGUCCCCAAGACCAAACCCUAUGACCAAUUGUUUAUCAGCUACGGUGCUCUGUCCAACUUUAAGCUGCUAACAGAGUACGGCUUUUGGCUAAAAGGAAAUAAGCACGACUACUUUGAGUUUUCCCUGCUAGACAUUGAGCACAUGGUUAAGCGGAACAAGGAGCUAUCCACGCAGACCUACCACCGGAACAUCUUCAAGUUCAUCAGGGAGCACAAUCUGAACGACCAGAUGUUCGUCCACAUCGACGACGGUUGCUCUCACAAUUUAAAGGUUGUGCUGCACCUAAUCUUCAAGCAGCAGUCCUACUUUCCCAACAUCCUCAACCAGAUUGCCUUCGGUGACGCCGAGCAGUUCGAGGAUGUGCAGCCAGAACUGUCCUAUCUGGUGUCCUAUAAAAUAGAGGAGUACGAGAUCUUCGGGGGAGAGCUGGAUAAACUUCCAAAGCUGACGGAGAGCGGUGCGGUGGCAAGAUCCUACCUGCAGGAGUGCGUCCGUUACUUGAGCGACUAUCAUGCAGCGCAUCCUGCAGAAUAGAAGUAAUCCAUAUUAAGCAUAGAUUUCAAAUCAGUACAAAGCAUUUUGUUGUUCAGGGAUUGUAAAAGUAGAGAGCUUUCUUAUCUUGAAUACCAAUUUACCUCGAAGAAUUCGAACUAAAGCCCAAUUAACAUUUAUACUUUUGUAAUAAAUCCCAUAAAACUUUA